Molecule: messenger RNA, 5892 nt
Organism: Dictyostelium purpureum
Lineage: Eukaryota; Evosea; Eumycetozoa; Dictyosteliales; Dictyosteliaceae
Gene: DHKM
Exons: 3
Coding region: 1-5892 (1963 amino acids)
Biological process (GO): phosphorelay signal transduction system; protein autophosphorylation
Molecular function (GO): phosphorelay sensor kinase activity; histidine phosphotransfer kinase activity
Source: RefSeq, a predicted model, not a curated record
AUGUCGAAUUUAAAAAAUAGCAAUAGGGGUAAUAAAAAAAGUAAAAAAAAUAGGAGAAAUAGUCCCCCUUCAAAUAUUAAUUUAAAAAAAAAAAAAAUUUUAAAAAAUAACAUAAUUACUUUAAAAACUAAAAACAAAAAUGGAAAGGUUUCCCCAAGGAGAAAAAGUUCAAAUAAUAUAAAUAAUAAUAAUAAUAAUAAUAGUAAUAAUAAUAAUAAUAAUAAUGAUAAUAAUAAUGAUUCUAUAAAUAUAACACCAAUUAAAAUAAAAAAUAAUAGCAGUAAAUUUAAUACUCCACAAAACUCUGCAUAUCCUUUAAAAAUGCAAUUCCAACAACAUGAUUUAAAAUCAGGUUUAGAUUCUUUUGAAAAUUUAUCACCUUUAAGAUCUUCAACUGGUUUCAGCAAUAUUAAUAAUAAUAAUAAUAAUAAUAAUAAUAAUACGGUAAGCGAUGAAUCAUUAUUAUCAGGUAUACCAAACUAUAAAAGAAUGAAGGGGCAUAGAAAUAAUAGUAGUGAUGAUAACAUUCAAUUUAAGUUGAAUCAACAGCAACAAGGCUCAAUCGACAACAUAAUAGAUAAUAACAGUGACUCUGCAAAAUCACCAAAGUUAUAUUCAUCACAUUCGAUGGGAAAUAUAUUUAGUAAUGGAAGUGGACAACAUCACCAUCAUCACCAUCACCAUCACCAUUCUCAAUCAAAUAAUAAUAACAAUAAUGUAUUUUUAGGUUCAAAUAAUUUAUACUCAUCCAAUAGCUCACCAUUUUCAUCAUCAUCAUCAUCAAUUUCAUCUAGAAAGUCAAUGUCUUCACCAUCAUCUUUAAACCAAACCUCUGUAUUUUUACCCUCAUCCUCUCAGGAUAUAAAUAAUAACCAUGAGUCAUCCAAAAAACAAAAAACGGGUUUACAUCAAAUUCUAUAUAAAGGUUUUAAAAAGUUUAAUAAAAUUAAUCAAAAACAACAACAACAACAACAAUUUAAUAAUAAUAAUAAAAAUACCAAUAUUAAUAAAACAAAGAAAACAAAAAAUAAUAGUAACCUAAAUAAUAAGAGCUAUUAUAACGAUACUAAUAGUAAUUAUAAUAAUAAUAAUAGCAGCAACAAAAAGAAUAACAAUAAUCACAAUUAUUUUAACAAUACAUCAAUUAAUAGUAGUAAUAGCUCUUUUUUUUCAUCAAAAGGCACAAUGAACCUAAUUCAUAUAUCACUUAUAUCAGUACUAGUUUUUUACAUAUUCCUAAUGGUUUCAAAAAAGUUUUUAUUUCGAGUUUCACAAUGGAAUAGCAAUGUUAAUUCAUUAUUUAUUCUUGUGUUUUCUUUUCAUUUUAUAUUUUCAACAACCCUAUUGUUUUUAUUGGUGCUACUAUUAAAAAUGAAAAGAAAUUCUCACAAUAUUUCAAAAGAUGCAAAGGAUUCAUUAUCAGAUUCUAAAGUAGAGCCAUCACUAUUAGACUAUUUUAUUUCAGACUAUAUAUUCUUGGGUGUGGCUAUGUCUGGUUUUGUAAAUAUAUUUCAAGUUAAUUUAUUUUUUAAUCCUAAGGAUCCAUCAAUUUCAUUAGACUCUAUUUCUACUAUAUCUUCAGCAUUUGAAUUUAUAAUAGUUAGUUUUAUAUUAAAUAUUUCUAAUAUUCCAAAAAAACAUCACCAUCACCAUCACCAUCAUAAUAGUGACAUCAAUAAAAAUAAUAAAAAUCAUAGCUUUACAAAUGAUGACGAAGAGUUUAUUGAUGACGAUCAAGAUUUUUAUGAUAGUCAAACUAUAGAUUCGCCAAGGGUAUAUGAAGAUAAUAAAAAGAUUAACGAAAAUAGUGAUAGCAGUAGAAGUAAUAACCCCAACAAUAAAAGCAAUGAUAGUAGUAAAAAAAAACAGGCAUCAAAAAAAAAUGAUUGGUCAUAUUCAUUUCAAAUUUUUUUUACAAGAAUAUUUUUAUGUUUAUCAAUUACUUAUACAGCAAUAGUAUUAAUUUUAAACUCCCAGCCAUUAAAUAAACUAUUAGUUGGUACAUUUCAAAAUGAAAGUGGAACCUCAUUAAAUCAAAAUGUAGUUUUGAGUCCCACUGGUCUAUUUAUAAGCUCGCCAAUGCAAAUUCAACAGCCACUAUCAACACUUUUAUACAUUUUACAAUUGGUUUUACUAUUGGUUAAUUAUAAUCGUUUUAGAACAAAUCGUUUCUUUGCCUUAAUAUUAUCAACUAUCUUCAUCGAAAUUACAACAUGGGAUACAUUUGGUUUGAACUCUCGUUUAUUUGACUCCUACCUCUAUGAAGUUCUUGUUAUUAAACGUUGGAUUAGAGCAAUGGCUGUUGGUUUUCCAAUUGUUGGUAUUCUCUUGGAUGUAUAUAGUGGUUGGCUAAGUUUAAAUCAAUCAGUAAAUAUUAUUGACUCUCAAAAUAUUCAAGUAGUUGAUAAAUUUAAACACUUAAAUCUAAAAACAAAAAAAGGGCAACAAAAGUUAAAACUUAAUUCACAGUUUUAUAUUGAAUCAAUGAACCAGUUUAAAAAACUAAAUCAAGGAAAUGGAUCAAUUGUCAGUUUACUAUAUGAUACAGAUGUUCAACCAAAUCAAAAGGCCUAUUUAGAAAGAUGUACAACUUCAAAUGAACAGCUAACCAAAUUAACUAACGAAUGUCUAUAUUAUUCAGAAAUUAAACAGCUUAAGAAGCAUGAUAUAGAAAAUUUAAAUUUUGUAUUGUCUGAUUUCUUAGAAGACCUAAUUUCAACCCCAUCCAUUAGAACUCAAUUUGAAGAAAAAGAAAUUGAUUUAUUCUAUCUUAUAGAUAAAGAAGUUCCAACAAAUUUAAUUGGUGACUUUAAAAAGAUCAAAACCAUUUUAUUGAGAUUACUAAGCAAUAGUAUUAAAGCAACAUAUGACGGCGAAGUGUAUAUCAAAGUAUCAUUAUCAAGUAAUAAGAAAUUGUUAAAAGCAAGAGAUAUUGAUGAUAUCGAUAACAUUAGUGAUAGCAGUGACCUUAGUGAUGUAGAAGAUUUCAAUGAAGAUGAUGAAGAUGAUGAAGAUGAUGAUGAUAAAGAAGCUUCCGAUUUAGAAAACGAAGGUUCAGAUAAAAGCAGAAAUGGAGAACUUUUUGACAACAUUAUUAGAGGUAAUGAUCCAAAUAAUGGUUAUAAUGGCAAAAACUAUCAUACCCAUCAUCAUAAGAAUAAUAUUGGUGAGUUUUCAAACUCAGAUAACUCUUCGCCAAACUCUCAUAAAAGGAAAAAGAAAUCCAAAACAUCAAAUCAAAUCAAAUUAUUUUUCUCUGUCAUUGAUAGUGGUACCGGUAUCUCACCUUAUAGCUAUAGCUUAUUAUUCGAACCAUUUGCACUUAGCAGUACCAAUGUAAAUUCUACUGAAGGUGAAUUUGGUCUUGGUUUACCAAUUUGUAAUCAACUAUCAAAAUUAAUGAGCGGUGAUAUUAGUUUUGUAUCAGAGAUGGAAAAAGGUUCAAUUUUUGAGCUACAAGUACCAUUAAAGAAGAGUGAACAACUAUCCCAUCAGUUCCCAAGAAUCAUGAACCCAAGUUCAAAAUAUUUCCUUUCGAAUAAAUGGGGCGAGGGUUUAAAGAUUUUGGUAAUUGACGAUAAUCCAAAUAUUGGUCAAGUUAUACAAAUGCAUUUAGAACCAUUUGGCUUUAAGGUAUACCAACGUUGCACCUACUCAAGCGCCAUUUAUUUUUUUAAUGAAAACAAUGGAGAUUUUAAUUUAAUUCUCUUAGAUCCAUUAAUUCCAAACCUAAACAUUCAAGAAAUUAAGCAAAUGAAACAAGAUCCAACAAAUAUCAUUAAAAACACCCCCUUAGUUUUAAUGUGCACAACAAAGAACAAAAAUUCUUUAAAUGUUCAAGGUGUUCAUUAUCUUUAUAAACCAAUUAAAAGAGAGCAACUUAUACUCCUAUCCCAAUUGCUACCAAAUACAUCAACCAUCAAUCCUAUCUAUUCAAAUCAAAAUAUUCAUUCUAGUAAUGGUAGUACCGGAUCAGGAGGAACAAUAAAUAUUAAUCCACCCCCAGCAAACAAUACCCCUACAAAUACACCAUCAAAUAUCAUACCAAAUUUACUCUCUCAAAACAACUUAUCUCAAUUUAUUAAUAACAAUAGUUUCAAUAACAGUAAUGGAAGUAGUGGAAAUAAUAGUGGUAAUAACAUUCCAAUUAUGAAUAAUGGUUUCAAUGUAGCAAAUGGAACACCAAUGACAACAACCAUUUCAAAUAAUUUACCAACCAAUUCAAUUCCAAUUCAAAUAUUACCACAACACCCAUCGUCACAACCACCACCACAACCAAUUCAAACAUCUUCAAUUACAAACCUACCACCCUUAAAUCCAAUUUUAAACAAUAACAAUAGCAAUGUUAUUCAAUCACCAACUUUAAUUUCAAAUAGUAUUACAAAUGCAUCAGGAACAAAAUCAGUUUCAGUUCCAUCAACCCCAUUAUCAAUUGGUAAUAAUAACCCAAGACCAUUACCACAUCAAGCCUCUGAAAAUAUUUUAUUAAACUCUCCAAAUCAAAGAUCAAUUUUACAAAGUAAUAAUAAUAUUAACUUUAGGGCUAACAAUAAUAAUACAUCACCAUCCUCUACCAUUCAACCAACACUUUCCCCCCAAUCAUUGUUACCAAGUAUUGUUGAACAGCAACAACAACAACAACAACAACAACAACAUAUCCCAAUAUUGGAGUUACCACAACAAAAUCAACAACUGCAAACUUUAAAUGAAGAAUCACCAAAUGUAUCACCAUCCAUAAAACCAAGCUCAUCGUUUGAAAACUUAAACGAUAGCCUAUUGGGGUCAUCAAAAAACAAUAAACCAAGAAUUUCAUUUUUAAAUUCAAGCAAUAGUGGUUUAUUAAAAUGUGAUUCAAGUGAAGAUAUCAAUUGCAAAGGUGAUCCAUCAGAAGGAAUACCUGCACCAAAAGGUGAAUCUGGUGUUGCCCCUGCUCCUGAAGAUGAAUUCAGAAUUGAUCAAAUGGAAAAAUUCUCUAUUUCAUCCCCAGUAACCCAAUCACCAGUUUUAGAUUUAGUUAAUAAUACAUGUACUAAUAAUAAUACAAAUUUAAAUAAUAUUAAUAAUUGCUAUGUCACUAGUACAAAUAAUAAUAUUAAUGGCUUACCUACAAACACUAGAUUAACACCAAUACCAACUAGUAAUCCAUCAAUUACCACAAUGUCUUCAUCAAAUUUAAAACAACAUUUACCAAAACAAUAUUCAUCAUCAACACCAAACUCUGCAUCAUCGAAUACUCCAUCAGUAUUAUCCACAAUGUCAACACCAACUACCACAUCAACAGUUUUACCAGGAACCCCAAUAAUGUCAGGUGCCAACAGUUUACCAAGUCUAUGCGGAAAUAGACUUAAUUCUUUACAAACAGUUCCCGAAUAUGUUCAGAUCUCCCCAAGAAAAUUGAAUCCUUUUACGUCAAGUUCAGGAUCUGGAGGCAGCAGUUCACCUCAAAUCAACGGUAACUCUAUUGGUUCAAAUAAUGAAUCAUCUCAACCUAACCAAACCAUUGCAAAUAAUAAUGUAAAUAUAUUGCUUGUAGAGGACAAUCCUGUUAAUGCUAAAAUAGCAAUGACUGUAUUAAGAAAACAUAAUUUCAAAGUAGAACUCUCGAGUCAUGGCCAAAUUGCUAUGGAAAGAAUAAAAGCAAAUCACUCAUCAUUUGAUCUAAUUCUCAUGGAUAUUCAUAUGCCAGUAAUGGAUGGUAUAACAUGUUCAAAACUAAUUCGUAAGUUUGAACAUGAACAUAGCCUAAAGAAACUACCUAUUAUUGCACUAACUGCAGAUACAUCAACUGGUCAUAAAAAUACCUGUUUAGAAGCAGGUUGUAACGAAUUUAUGUCAAAACCAUUAGAUUAUGCUUUAUUAAUUAAUUUAUUAAAGAAAUUAAUCGUUAAAUAA